Molecule: messenger RNA, 2854 nt
Organism: Ahaetulla prasina
Lineage: Eukaryota; Metazoa; Chordata; Lepidosauria; Squamata; Colubridae
Exons: 2
Coding region: 1115-2050 (311 amino acids)
Biological process (GO): DNA integration
Molecular function (GO): nucleic acid binding
Source: RefSeq, a predicted model, not a curated record
GUUUGGGGUCAGCACUGGGCCACUGAAGAUAACAUGUCCUAUGGCAGAUGCACUGUUCCCUAAACACAGGUAGUCCUUCACUUAUAACCAUUCAUUUAGCAACCAUUUGAAGUUACAGCGACAGUGAAAAAAAUGACUUAUGAAGGGUCUCCACACUUUUAAUUUAUUUAUUUAUUUACAUUUAUAUCCCACCCUUCUCUGAAGACUCAGGGCGGCUUACAUUGUGUAAGGCAAUAUUUUCAUCCAUUUGUAUAUUAUAUACAAAGUCAACUUUUUAUUGCCCCCAACAAUCUGGGUCCUCAUUUUACCUACCUUAUAAAGGAUGGAAGGCUGAGUCAACCUUGGGCCUGGUGGGACUUGAACCUGCAGUAAUUGCAAGCAGCUGUGUUAACAACAGACAGACUUAGUCUGCUGAGCCACCAGAGGCCCUUACUUACGACUAUUUUUUACACUUAUGACAUCAUCCCCAUGAUUAUGCAAUCAAAAUUCAGGGGCUUGGCAAUUGACUCGUAUUUAUGACAGUUGCAGUGCCCCAAGGUCAUGUGAUCCCCCCUUGGGAUCUUCUGACAAGGAAAGUCAAUGGAGAUUCACUUAACAAGUAUGUUACUAAUAACUGCAGGGAUUCACUUAACACCUGUGGCAAGAAAGGUCAUAAAAUGGGGCAAAAUUCACUUAACAAAUGAUUCUCUUAGCUACAGAAAUUUUGGCCUCAAUUGUAGUCCUAAGUUGAGGGACUAUCUGUAAUGUAUCUUUAAAGUUUUGGAGGGAAAUUUGGGCCAUCAGGAAGGCCCCAGCUCCCCAAAAUAAAACGGAGUUACAGGCCUUCUUAGGACUUGUCAACUUCUAUGCGGUAUUCUUAAAGAACAAGGCAACUAUAGCCGAACCGCUACACAAAUUACUAGCAAAGAACGCUGUUUGGUCCUGGGGGAAGGCAGAAGCUAAGGCAUUUGAAGAGGUGAAAAACCUUUUGUCCAGCGAUAGCCUCCUUAUUCAAUACAAUGGCACGUUGCCAUUAGUACUAGUUUGUGAUGCAUCUCCCUAUGGGGUGGGGGCUGUGCUCAGCCACAGAUUGCCAAAUGGAACAGAAGCCCCUAUAGCAUAUUAUUCCCGAACAAUGUCCUCGGCCGAGAGGAACUAUAGCCAGCUAGAUAGGGAAGCAUUGGCUAUAGUCUCCGGGGUUAAGAAAUUCCACGAAUAUGUAUUCGGACGAGAUUUCGAAAUAGUCAUGGACCAUAGACCCCUACUGGGCCUAUUGGCGGGCGACAGCCCAACACCCGUUGCACUUUCGCCCAGACUGACCCGAUGGACUAUCUUCCUAGCGGCAUACUCUUACAAAUUGCUUCACCGCCCAGGAAAGGACUUAGGGCAUGCGGACGCUCUGAGUAGGUGCCCGUUACCAGAGACUAUCGAAGACCCAACCCCGGGGACACCCGUCCUGCUAAUUGACUCUUUGGACUCUGGCCCAGUCACAUCCAAGGAGGUGGCUAGGGCAUCUUACAAGGACAUUACAAUAAGGACUGUAAUUGGUUGGGUACAAAGGGGAUGGCCCGCUGCGCCGGGCGAGCGUUUCAAAGACUUUGUGAAAAAACGAGCGGAACUAUCGGUUCAAGGGGGGUGUCUGUUAUGGGGGGAUAGGGUGGUGAUCCUGGAGAAAUUACGAAAAAAUGUAUUGGAACUUCUGCAUGUGGGCCACCCGGGGAUCGUGAGAAUGAAGGGUUUAGCGAGGAGCUAUGUGUGGUGGCCCUUGAUGGACAAGGAAAUUAGCGACAGGGUAGGGAAAUGCCAAUCCUGCCAAGAGUCAAGGCCACUACCCCCUACAGCCCCAAUUAGAGAGUGGGAGAAACCCCAGGGGCCAUGGUCUAGGAUUCACAUCGAUUUUGCCGGCCCAUUCCACGGGCAAACCUUUUUAAUAGUAGUAGAUGCCUACUCAAAAUGGCUAGAAAUCAUCCUCAUGAGAUCCACGACGGCCGAGGCAGUUAUCUCAGUCCUGAGGCACCUAUUUGUAACCCAUGGGUUGCCCGACACCCUAGUUUCCGACAACGGCCCGUAAUUCACGGCAACCCAGUUUGAGGGGUACUUGGCGGAGGAGGGCAUCAGACAUGUCCUCUCGGCACCUUUCCACCCGGCGACGAACGGACUUGCAGAACGUUUCGUUCGGAGUGCCAAAGAAGCGCUAUCGAGGAUAAGGCCAGGCGAUUGGCAAACAAAAAUCGAUACCUUUUUAGCAGUCCAACAUAGAACCCCCUGUGUGACAACUGGCCGCAGCCCGGCGGAACUAUUGAUGGGUAGGAAGCUCAGGUGCCCGUUAGACCGACUAAACCCAACCUACACCCCAGAUGGGUACAAGGGGGCACACGGUAAAACUAGAGAAAUGACAGUGGGUGACCCAGUGUGGGCGCACAACUAUGGCGAGGGCCCAACAUGGUUAAAAGGGACAAUUCUUGGAAUAACCGGGCCGAAAUCAUAUCUAGUAGAUAUGGAGGAUGGCCGGGUCUGGAGACGCCACAUAGACCAAAUAAGAAAACGAAUAGCAAGUAAAACAGAAACAAAUCAGCCAGGCCCUGACUACCAAAUGUUUGAAUUCACAGCUGACUCAAACCCGGGGCGAACGGGGGACUUAUCUGAGUCCGAUGAAGUCCAGCGACACCAACCGGUUCCUCCUGAAGACAGCAGGGACGACUCUGCCAAUAAUCCAGGGCUGGAUGGCCCAGAGGAGGAGCUGGGAGGAACUAACAGUCCCUCCGGCCAGCUCGACUCACUCCCAGAAAAUGAAUUGCGCAGGUCCGAAAGAGUUAGGAGACGCCCUGUCUACUUGCGUGACUACGUAGAGAAAUAAGAUGCUAAUUUUAUGUAA